AUGAUUGCAAUUGGUGAAUCUUUGGUGAGUGAAGACAUCCUGGAAAAGGAGUUUGUCUGUGAUUUGAGCAAGUGUAAAGGCGCCUGUUGCGUGGAGGGCGAUGCCGGGGCCCCAGUGGAAGCCGAGGAAGGUAAAAUACUGGCCGAGGAGUUUGCAAAUAUCCGCCCCUUCCUUCGGCCGGAAGGCAUAAAAGCAAUUGAAGAACGAGGCACCACCGCCACCGACCCCAACGAUGGCGAAUUGGUAACACCCUUGGUAAACGGUGCCGAAUGUGCCUACGUGAUUUUUGACGAAAACGGGACCACCAAAUGUGGCAUUGAAAAAGCCUUUGAAGCGGGUGCAACCGCUUUUCAUAAACCGGUGAGCUGCCAUCUUUAUCCAAUUCGCAUCACACGCUACCCCGAAUUUGAAGCGGUGAAUUAUCACAAAUGGCAAAUAUGCGAUCCCGCCUGUGCGCUGGGCGAAGAACUAAAAGAACCAAUUUUACAGGAGAACAAAAACAGAUUCGUACUCUUUCCCAUAGAGCACCACGAUAUUUGGGAAUGGUAUAAAAAGCAAGAAGCCAGUUUUUGGACCGCUGAAGAAAUUGACCUGCACCAGGACUUAAACGAUUGGAACAAUAAGCUCAACGAUGACGAGCGCUAUUUUAUCAAACACAUUCUGGCCUUUUUUGCCGCGAGUGAUGGCAUUGUAAACGAAAACCUGGCCGAAAACUUCGUGAACGAAGUGCAAUUUACGGAGGCCAAGUUCUUUUACGGUUUCCAGAUUAUGAUGGAAAACAUUCACAGCGAAACCUAUUCUUUAUUAAUUGACACUUAUAUAAAAGACAAGGAAGACCGCGACCGCCUCUUUAAAGCCAUUGAGAAUUUUGACGCCAUAAAGCGCAAAGCCGAGUGGGCGUUAAAGUGGAUUGAAAGCGACAGCUUUGCCGAGCGCUUGGUAGCUUUUGCAGCUGUGGAGGGCAUAUUCUUUAGCGGAUCUUUCUGCUCCAUUUUCUGGCUCAAGAAGCGCGGCCUGAUGCCGGGGCUUACAUUUAGCAACGAGCUUAUUUCGCGCGAUGAAGGCCUGCACUGCGAUUUCGCCUGCCACUUGCACAACAACCACCUGGUUAACAAAGUGCCCGAAGAACGCAUAAGAGAAAUAAUUCUGGACGCGCUUGAUAUUGAGCGCGAGUUUAUUACCGAAAGUUUACCGGUAAACCUUAUUGGGAUGAACGCCAAGUUGAUGACCCAAUACCUGGAGUUUGUAACCGACCGGCUGUUGGUGGAGUUGAACUGCGAAAAAGAGUUUAACGUAGAAAACCCCUUCGACUUUAUGGAUAUGAUUAGCCUGCAGGGCAAAACCAACUUUUUUGAAAAGCGCGUGGCCGAGUACCAAAAAAGUGGCUUUGACAAAAUCACCGCGCGCAUUCAAAAGCUGUGUUAUGGCUUAAGCGAGUUGGUAGAUUCUACCACCGUGGCCAUGAAGGUAAUUGAAGGCAUUUACGAAGGGGUAACCACCACCGAACUGGAUAGCCUGGCGGCUGAGGUGGCUGCGAGUAUGACCACCCGCCACCCGGAUUAUGCGCAGCUGGCGGCCCGCAUAGCCGUGAGCAACCUGCAUAAAAACACCACCAAGUCGUUCAGCGAAACCAUGACCGACCUGCAUGAGUAUGUAAACCCCAAAACCGGUUUGCAUUCACCGCUAAUUUCGGAUGACGUGCAGGAAAUCAUUCAGAAGAAUGCGGCUUUGCUGGAUUCUACCCUGAUUUACGACCGUGAUUUUGGAUACGAUUAUUUCGGCUUUAAAACCCUGGAGCGCUCUUACCUUCUGCGCUUAAACGGAAAAAUUGCUGAGCGCCCGCAGCACAUGAUUAUGCGUGUGGCCAUUGGUAUUCACAAGGAAGAUCUGGACUCGGCCAUUGAGACCUAUCACCUGAUGAGUAAAAAGUAUUUUACCCACGCCACGCCUACACUUUUCAACUCGGGAACACCCAAGCCCCAAAUGAGCUCCUGCUUCCUGCUAACCAUGAAAGAUGAUAGCAUUGAUGGUAUAUACGACACCCUGAAGCAAUGCUCAAAAAUUUCACAAAGCGCAGGCGGCAUUGGCUUGAGCAUACAUAAUGUGCGCGCCACCGGUUCUUACAUUCGCGGCACUAACGGCACUUCCAAUGGUAUUGUGCCCAUGUUGCGCGUGUUUAAUGAUACCGCUCGCUACGUUGAUCAGGGCGGAGGCAAGCGCAAAGGCUCUUUUGCCAUUUACCUGGAGCCCUGGCACGCAGAUAUCUUUGACUUCCUUGAUUUGAAGAAAAAUCACGGCAAGGAAGAAAUGCGUGCCCGCGAUUUGUUCUACGCCCUGUGGACGCCCGACCUCUUUAUGAAGCGCGUGAAGGAAGAUGGCAUGUGGACGCUCAUGGACCCCAACGAGUGUCCUGGCCUUUGCGAUGUGCACAGCGAAGAGUUCAACAAGCUUUACGAAAAGUACGAAGCGGAAGGCAAAGGCCGCAAAACCAUCAAGGCCCGCGAUUUGUGGUCGAAAAUCAUGGAGAGCCAAAUUGAAACGGGUACGCCUUACAUGUUGUACAAAGACGCGGCCAACGCCAAGAGCAAUCAACAGAAUUUAGGCACCAUCCGUUCUUCCAACCUGUGUACCGAAAUUAUUGAGUACACCGCUCCCGAUGAAGUAGCGGUUUGUAACCUGGCUUCGCUGGCGCUGCCAAUGUUUAUUGAAGACGAUAAAUUCGAUCACAAAAAGCUAUACGAGGUAACGUAUAAGGUAACCAAGAACCUGAAUCGCAUUAUUGACCGCAAUUACUACCCGGUGCCGGAAGCGCGCAACAGCAAUAUGCGUCACCGUCCGGUUGGUUUGGGUGUACAGGGCUUGGCCGAUACUUUUAUCAAGCUGCGCAUGCCGUUUACCUCGGAGGAAGCCAAAAAGCUGAACAGCGAAAUUUUUGAAACCAUUUAUUACGCAUCGCUUAAAGCGAGUAAAGACGAGGCUAUUGCCGAUGGGCCUUACGAAAGCUACGAAGGCUCGCCCAUUAGCCAGGGCAAGUUCCAAUUCAACAUGUGGGGCUUGAAAGAUACCGAUUUGAGCGGCCGCUGGAAUUGGGACGAAUUGCGUGCCGAAAUCAAAGCGCAUGGCGUGCGUAACUCGCUACUGUUAGCACCCAUGCCCACCGCGUCUACCAGCCAGAUACUAGGCAAUAACGAGUGCUUUGAGCCUUACACUUCUAAUAUCUACACGCGUAGAGUAUUAAGUGGUGAGUUCAUCGUGGUAAACAAACACUUGUUGCUUGAUUUGGUGAAUUUGGGCUUGUGGAGUGAAGACUUGAAAAACGAGAUCAUCCGCAGCAACGGUUCCAUCCAACACAUUGAGGGCAUUCCGGAAAACAUUAAGGAAUUGUACAAAACCGUGUGGGAAAUGAGCAUGAAAGACAUUAUUGAUAUGAGUGCCGACCGCGGUGCCUUUAUCGAUCAGUCGCAAUCGCUUAACCUGUUUGUGGAAAAUGCCAACGUGGGCAAAUUAACCUCCAUGCACUUUUACGCCUGGCAGAAAGGUUUGAAAACGGGCAUGUAUUACCUACGCACCAAAGAGCAGUUGAAGAAAGCCAAUGCGGCCGGUGAGCAGCGCGUAGCCGAAAUGGCCAAACGCAUGCAGGAGUUUACCGAUGAGGAA
Messenger RNA from Symbiodinium sp. CCMP2456, 3657 nucleotides. Lineage: Eukaryota; Dinophyceae; Suessiales; Symbiodiniaceae. The record is from the annotation of a GenBank genome assembly.